AAUUUCCAGCUGUUUUUAUGUUUUCUUAUAAAUAGGGUUCGGGAUUCACACCCUUUACUUGUCCAAAGAAAUAUCUGUUUCUGAGUUUCACUUCCAUGGCUUCUCUUGUGCUUUUACUGUCUGAACUUCUUCGCCACCGAGACCCAUCUUUCUCUUCUUCUUCUACCUUUCCUGCUUCCACAUCUCUAAUGUCUUCUGCCUCCAGAAAGCAGUUGGGAAAGAAUGAGGACGGCAAAUAUUAUUCAGAGAUGAAAGGGGAAGAUCUGCAGGAGCUCAGGGUUUCCGUUGACCUCGUCUGGCCUUGAUCUGUGGCUGCAAUUUGAAAUUUUUAUUUCAUUGUUUUCCUUUCUUUUUUUUAAGGAGUAAGAAUUGAACCUUCACUUGUGGAUAAAAAUAGAGGCAAGUCUGCCAACAAAUGGUAUUUUUCUUUUUAAUGUUUGUGCAUAAUUUCCAGCAGGGAAUUAAUUAAUUUUGGUUGUGUUGAUUAUUACUAGUAUAUGUCUAAAAUUUUUUUAUAAAAAGUGCAAAAUUUA
Molecule: messenger RNA, 533 nt
Organism: Rubroshorea leprosula
Lineage: Eukaryota; Viridiplantae; Streptophyta; Magnoliopsida; Malvales; Dipterocarpaceae
Source: the annotation of a GenBank genome assembly